Molecule: messenger RNA, 7410 nt
Organism: Rhineura floridana
Lineage: Eukaryota; Metazoa; Chordata; Lepidosauria; Squamata; Rhineuridae
Gene: PKP3
Product: plakophilin 3
Exons: 13
Coding region: 775-3294 (839 amino acids)
Biological process (GO): cell-cell junction assembly; cell-cell adhesion
Cellular component (GO): adherens junction; cytoplasm; plasma membrane
Molecular function (GO): cadherin binding
Source: RefSeq, a predicted model, not a curated record
GGUCUGCCAGUUCGCUGGUCAGAGCCGGGGCAGUUCACCUAGCCGAAUAACAGCAUUUUGUAGAAUUAAGACUUUGGAACAAAAACAGAGGAAGGGGAAUGGCAUACAGCCUUCUCUCUCUCUUUCCACACAUACUCCACACACCCUCCAGCCCCAGAGGCGCCGCACCCAUAACCGCUUUUGCUAGUUUACACAGCUGACGGGGUGUGGGGUAGGGCCGCCGGGCAGGGCAAGGCCAGGCCAGUUCUUGCAUCUUCGCAUCCUUAGAAUUCCACCUUAAAGUCACGGCUUGCCCAAUGUCUUACCUGCUUAAGGUGGAACCGGCUGGCCUUAAAGCCUGCCUCCCUGCUGAUGUCAGUUGCUAGGGAGAGGGGUGUAAUCCCGUAGGUGUGUCACCAGCAGUUCAGAGAAGGAGAGGAAAGUCCCAGGAAACCAACCAACGCUUGGAAGCAGACAGGGAGGGCGUGGGCUAGGAGGGUGUAUGUGCCUCUGUGUAUGCCGUGCUUACGCUUGUCCUGAGUGAAGAAACUUUUUUUUGUACUGACUCAGGCAGCGGGAGGGCGCGGCAGACACCUGGCCUCACCUAUGAAUAAGCACUCAACUUUCUGGAGUGUCAACGGGACGCUUGAGCUGCCUGAGCUCAGAGACGAGGGUGCAGGGGGAGCUGAAGGGCUGUCACAAGCCCCUGAGGAAACUCCUUGGUUCAGUCAAGACCUGCGUGCCUGGCAGCAGGGGUCAACCAGAAGAAGAAGAAGAGCCAGGCUGUUUUAAUGUAUGCCUUGCCCAGCUGCCACCAUGCAGGAAAAUAAUUUCUUCUUGUCGGCUCUGCAGCCGGAGGAUGGUGUGUGUUCCUUGGCCUUGCCCUCAGACCAGCAGCUGGACAGGAAAAAGAAGGAAGCCCAAGGCAGCGAGCUGUUCAAGAGUGCCCGGGUGCAGGAGCAGGUCCGCAUGAGGAUGCUGCAGAAGAGCCACUCCGCCCCCAGGACUAAUGGCGCAAUGUUUGACUACGCAGAGCUGAAAGGUGGAAACUCCUCUAAUGGCCAAUACAGCACUCAGCAGAAGCACUUCAGCUCCAAAUCCCAAACAAAUGGCACAGCCCCCAAAAGCUCUCUGUACCACCCACCAGCCCAGAAAGGAUACAGCACUGUGAAAUCUACUGGCUGGUCUUCUCGCUCAGCAGUGGACCUUAGACCCAACCAGAGAGUGGCCUCCAUCAGCAAUGGUGUUGGGCCAAAGGGCCCAGCUUAUGGCACAAAUUACACCCUGUCUCAAUCUGCCAACACUGCCUCCCGCCCCAGAUCUUAUCAUGAGCGGAACUACCGGGCACAUCAGAACUAUGACACCAUGUCCCUGCACUCCCUGCGCCUGGCAGAUGGGCCAGUCAGUCCUGGGGGUGUGGAGGACCACUACAGCAUUGUGUCGGAGCAGCUGGAUCCAUUGGCCCAGGCAACUCUCUACAAAAACAGGGGAGGUGGUGGUUUCAGCAGAUCCUACGCAUUUGAAAGGCAGAUGAGUGCUGGCUCUAAUGCUGGCGUGAAAGGGCCCAUCGACUGGAUGGAUGGUGUGGAGGCACCCCAAAACAGGACUGUCAUCCGUGCACCAGCCAUGCGUACCUUGCAGCGUUUCCAGAGCAACAACCGUUCUCGCUUUAGCACUGGCUCCUUUAGCGGUGUCCAGGCCUCUCAGGGAGGGAGUGGAAACUCCUAUGCAGGAGUGAUGGAACGUAGUUCCCGUGCCCCCUCUGUGCGCAGCUUAGCUGAAUCCAACCACCAUUUGCAAGAUCUGCGCGCCAUUGACAUGUAUGAUGGUCAAAACACACUGAUGUCUCAGCAGUCCUUCUCUGGCGGGUUUGAUGACAUUGAUCUUCCCUCUGCGGUGAAAUACCUGAUGGCCAGUGACCCCAACUUACAGGUGCUUGGAGCUGCCUACAUCCAGCACAAAUGCUAUAGCGACAAUGAUGCCAAGAAGCAGGCCCGCAGCCUCCAAGCUGUGCCCAAACUAGUGAAGCUCUUCAACAACUCCAACCAAGAGGUGCAGCGCCAUGCCACUGGAGCCAUGCGCAACCUCAUCUAUGACAAUGCCGAAAAUAAGCUGAUGCUGGUAGAAGAAAAUGGAAUCUAUGAGCUGAUGCACACUUUGCGUGAACAAGAUGAUGAAUUGCGCAAGAAUGUCACAGGCAUCCUCUGGAAUCUGUCUUCCAGCGAUAACCUCAAGGACCGUCUGGCCCGUGACACCCUGGAGAAGCUCACAGACCUCAUCUUGAUUCCUCUGUCUGGUACAGGCAGUGCUGCUAUUAUCCAGCUAAAUGCCUCUGAGGCAGAAAUAUUCUACAAUGCUACUGGCUUCCUCAGAAAUCUUAGCUCUGCCAGCCAGCAAACCCGGCAGAAGAUGCGUGAGUGCUAUGGGUUGGUGGACUCCAUGGUCAAUUACAUUAACAGCUCACUAGAAGUAGGGAAGUCGGAGGACAAGAGUGUAGAGAAUGCCGUCUGCGUACUGCGCAACCUCUCCUACCGUCUCUAUGAUGAGAUGCCUCCUUCUGCACUCCAGAGACUGGAAGGCCAAAAGAGGAGCGAUGGGGCAGUCAUGACCAAUGAGCUGGUAGGCUGCUUCAGCCCACAGAGCAAGAGAGCUCGAGAGCUCCACAUGAACGCAGAUAUUGUGACUUUCACAGAGGUCUCUAAGGAUCCCAGGGGGAUGGAGUGGCUCUGGAACCCUCAAAUUAUAGGAGUGUACAACAGGCUGCUACAGAAAUGUGAGCUAAACAAGCACACCACAGAGGCAGCCUCUGGGGCUCUUCAGAACAUCACUGCAGGAGACCGGAGGUGGGCUGGUGUCCUCAGCAGAGCGGCUUUGGAGCAAGAGAGGAUCCUGAACCCAGUGCUCGACAGAGUCCGCACAGCUGACCACCACCAGCUUCGCUCAUUGACGGGACUGAUUCGGAAUCUCUCGCGAAAUGCACGCAACAAGGAUGAGAUGUCAACCAAGGUGGUGAGUCAUUUGAUCGAGAAGCUCCCAGGCAGCACCGGAGACAAGUGGCCCCCAACAGAUGUGGUUGUCAACAUUAUUGCUGUGUUGAACAACUUGGUUGUGGAAAGCCCUGUUGCUGCACGUGACAUUGUUUACUUUGAUGGCCUCCGCAAGCUGUUCUACAUCAAGAGAAAAAGGGACAGCUCAGACAGUGAGAAGUCCUCCAGAGCUGCUUCUAGCCUCCUGACCAACAUGUGGCAGUACAGCAAGCUUCAUCGGGACUAUAAGACGACGGGCUAUCGAAAAGAGGACUUUCUUGGCCUGUAAAGAAAAGGGAAUGCAGAAAAUGGACUGUCCAACCCUAAUUCUUCUCAAUGAAAUUUGUGCGUGAAGCACCAUUACAGACUGUGGCUCUUCCCUUGCAGCUCCCCUCCUUUUUAUAGUUCUCAGGCCAGUUUGGCGGACAGGCCUUAUUUUUGCAUUAUUCAUUACUGUUUCUUUUUCAAGCCUGUUGGAAGCUUGUCUUCUUCUGCUGGCCAUCUUAUCUCAAUAAAGCAAUCAUCUUAACUGUAAAGACAUGAGUCAGCAUCCAGGAAAAUUCUCAGGACUCUUCGUGACAGCACCAAACUCUCCUUCUCUUUCUCUUCAUGUCCUGGAUGCCAAUGGAUCCCUGGGCAUUCUUUGGAAUUUGUGGACAAUGAUGUCACAGCAGGACUUCCAGACUUGCUUAAGAUAUUGAAGGGCUUUGUAUCAUUCAUGGGUACUUCCAUCUGCUUUCAUGCUUCUCUCGCUUUCCAUUCCUCCUUCUCAAAAUUCUUGCUUUUUAUUGAUUACGCUUCCCCACCCCUAUGAAGAACUGGAAUGACUUCCUUAUCAUUUAAAAAAGGAUAAUGCUGUUUUGAGGCAUGAAUCUAUUUUAAUGAUAAAUGUAAGCUCUACAUAUAGGACACUAGGAAAAGGCCACUUGUUUCUGGUGGUCUUGGAUCCUUGUUGAUGGAAUUUUGAUGGAUAUAUGCAGUGUUUUAAAGUUGCACUGACCAAAAAGUAGGGCAGAAUGCUUUGGAAUAUAGUUUUAUGGUGGAACUGGGUGGUGGAUCCUUUCAUUUUAGUUAAUUCAUGUCAAUGGUCCUAAAGACAAACUUUUCUGGAGCUGUACAUACUGUGUUUAGCUCCAUUUCUGUUUGGGUGAUAGAACUGGUUAAAGGGGGCGUGUACAGAAAAGGAGUGCUGGCUGACUUAGAAUCUGCCGAUCCUCAGACUGGUCUCUGGCCAACCUUGCUGUGGGUUGUGCAGAAAUUUAUUUUUGUCUCUAUGCUGGUAGGUUUGUUGUAGGUGGAUGUAAAGUGCCUGAAGCCGGCCCACUGAACUUCAUUUGAUUAUAGAAUAAAAUCAAAGGGCCAUAUCAACAAACUCGUUGCGCUAACAAAAGCCAGUGCAAAGAUCCCUGCUAGCACAAUGGGACUUCCCCCCCCUUAAUCCCUGCCCCCCAAAUCUGUUAUGGAGGGUGGGGGGACCCCCCAGAAAGGUACAUGGAGGGUGGGGAGAAGGGACAUCUUUCUGUUAGGGAACAGAAAUGCACCCCAAAGGCCUCAAUCCAAAGUAGUUGGCCUGCAGUAGCAGCCUUCAGAGCCACUGUUGCAUUCAAUAUGCUGUCUUUACCAUCAGAUUGACAGUGUCCAGCAGUACUGAAGCUCAUCCUGUUGGGCAUGCAAAGGGCCCUUUCCAUCCACUCAUCCAACACCUUGCCUAACAAAGGUGAGCAGUGCUAUAAGCUUUUCCAGCCACUAAUAAGCUGCUAAGAUAUAUGCAUGCAACACACAAGUAUUGUGUACGUCCCAGCAAAUGGAUUUUUUUUACACCACAGUAUCAGUUGUGUGGAUGAGCUAAUGACCAGUGAGAAUGAUCAAGCUAAUGACUGCUUUCUUUUCCUGGUAUGCUGUCCAUAUAAAUGCUUUAAGAACCUAUUAUGAGCUUGUGAGAGAAAUCAUUAGAGUAUGCCAGCAUGUUUGUAUUUAAGAUUGUUCCCAUGCCAUGGAAAAUAACCAGCUAUUGGCAUGAACCACAAAAUGGGAGAUGGGAAGGCUGGCUCCAUAAGGUGGAGUCUUGGGAUUAUUAUUAAAACAGAUGUUAUCAUUAGUUAGAAAGGACCUUAGUUGGUCUGUCCUAAAGUCAGAUCACCCACAGUUAGCAUCCCUGUCAAAGUAGCCAGAACUGUCUGGGAUCUACUAGGACUGUAGGCUCACUGGUCACUUCAAACGCAGCCAGUAUGAUUUUUCUGGCUGUGUUUUGAAGUGACACUGCCCUCUGCUGGCCACACCGCCUUUACCCUCUGCUGCCUUCAGAGCUUUCAGAACCACCCACAGCAAACUGUCUCUGCUUGAGCCUGCAGCAAAGUGUUUUCCUUGGCCACACCUAGAAGACAAAAGGGUCAAUCUACCAAUCAGUUGCAAAACCUUCCUGAAGCUGAAUUUUUUAAAAAAUGCACUGGAGCUGAUCCAAGGUUUUAAAAGUAAAAAGCGGGGGGGGGGUUUGACUAGCAUUGUGCACCCCCAUUUUGAGAAGAGGUAGAAAUGCAUUGGAACUGGCUAUGCUAGGCAAGGAACAAGAUGCCUGGAUUAGGUUUUUAGUAAAAUGAAGCCGUCCUGUGUGUGCCAGUAUUCUACAUAAAGGACAUUAUAUACUAACCCAAAGUACUUUUCAAUUGGGUAUAUCCUUCCUACAGUCCAGUGACAGAUUACUAGCAAGUCUCAUCAGAAUGGUGGCUUAAGGGGAAAUUGCCACAGAGGCUGUGAUGACAGGCACACCAUAGGCAUGUGUGGAUGGCUGUCUUCGGGCCACCUAUCUAUGCCAGUUGGGAAGUUGGAGGCUGCAGGAGACGGUCUUAAGUUACAGUACAUGCCAUACACACUAUGGCUUAUAGAAAGAAACUGUGUGUCUUCGGCCUACCAACUUUUUUCAGUAUAGCUGAAAACCAUUGAUAAUGUUUCUCUUACUGGAGGGAGUAGUUGCACUUUUAAUUGCACUGCUUUUCACAUAUACCAGCAGCUCUUGAUAUCUAUCCUGCUCAAAGUGAGCUAUGCAAAUAAUAUGACUUUUAUGGCAUGUGGCCAGUCCCUGCUAAGCUAGCCCUUUGCUUUAGUAUUUCAUAGAGAAAAAAUUACCCAGUGUCCUCUCUAAAGUUUUUGCUGUAAUUGUUAAAAUUUGUGUCUAGUAUAGAUAUGAAGCCAGACUUUGCUCAGCCACAACGGGAAGCCAAGAUGGACUUGGGCUGACAACUAAGGGCUCUCGUGUAUAUGUUGUACAUAGAAUGCUUUUGGUUUUGCCCCAGUUGUAUAGCAGAUACGCUAUUAUCUUAUAAAAUUACUGAUUUUUCACAAUUCGUUAACUUUGAAGGCACUAUGGCUCAGCUACCUGCAUGCUUCCUUGAAAUCAUAACUAAGCAACUGAAUAUUUGAAUUUGCUUUAAGAAAGGUGAAUUUUAAGCAGCUGACAUCUUGUUUUUUAAAGUAGCUUCUACUUUGAAUGGUGCAUAGUGAUACUGUCCUAUCACUCACUGCUCCUCCCAACUCUCAUCCUAUUUUCAGAGGUGAUCACAUAUAUAUAAAAUUGAAAAAACAUCUCCCUUAAUUUGCAGGUUAGGAUGGAUGUAUUUGUAGAUAUGUCUCUUUGGUACAUGUAUACUCAAGCUUCAGAUAGGAUGUUUGAGACCAAUGCCCAGAAAUGGAGUUGUUAUCCCCUUCAAGACGCUCUUUGGUAAAGGGGAGAAAGAAUCAACAAAAUGCACCAUAAUGAUUAUUCAAAACCUAUAGUUCAGCAAGUUAAGUAGGAAAUAAAUCUGUUUAUUUAUCUGCCUGCUGCUAAUGCUGUUUGGCAGAGCCAUGGCUCUGCUCUCCACAUAGACCCCUCAAAUGAACACACUGGAUGCAAGAUUUAAAACCUUAGCCACAAGGUCUGUUUGCUGUACCCCAAGGAGAAAAAUGGGCUAUUAUGCCAUCCUGUGAAGACAGCCAGAGCCUAUGGCACAUUCGUAGGUAAAAUACACUUAGUUAAACCAUAAUGAUCAUAGCAAGCAGUAACUAUAUCCUUUGGUGGAGAGAAAUCUCUUGGGAACUAAAUGGGAUCUUAGGCUCUUCAACAAAGGUAGAGGUAUUCUGGUCUAGACAACUGUUUGUAUUUGCCUUACGAGAGCUUGACACACUGAAAAAUGUUGUGUGAUAUCCAAGAGCAAGUGGGUAGAAGGACUGAAUCAACUUCAAUACUUUUGCUAGAGAGAACAAACUGCAACUGAUAGGACAACUCACUGAUUUGUGUGAAACCCGUAAGAUGGUCAGCCUCAGUGGAUCAGCACAGAAGGAAUUUCAACCAGUUUCUCAUCCCUGUAUGACAUGUUGUACCUGCUAAAACGUUGUCUUCUACACAACUAUUAAAGGUAUAGGAACGUUG